ACGAGGGAGGGAGGGAGAUGGAAACAGACAGAGAAAGAGACAGACAGAUAGAUCGAGACGGAGAGCCCAUCUUUGACACCGAGGCUCCUCAGAACCGCCUCCCUCCCCACAACAAAUGUGGUGGAUGGGUCGACCCAUUCCGAAUCGGCCUCAAAAGCACUCCUAGCGACAGAAGAUCACACUCGUCCAUAAAUCAGCGGCCGUACCUUUGAAACCAUUAAAUCACAAAACAUUAAAAAAUAAAAAAAGGAACCAACGGCUUAGUCGGAGAAGGUUUGUUUACAAGAAUUUCGCGCCAAAUAAGAGGAAGUUCACGGAGCAGCUGAGGCGAGACCCAGAAGUUUUUUUUCGUAUUAUUUAUGUUAUGGAAGAGGCGGGGAAGUGUGUAAUGCAUCUAAGAACAUUGUAAACAGUCGCAGAGGACAAGUAUUAAGCUUAUAUAAAGAUUGAAUACUGCCUGGACAGCAAAGAUGGAACCAGAGGGAGAAGGUCCUCUUGCCAUUGUUCUUGCAUCAGGUGACCAGCAAGAUACUGGAAAGACUGACUCUGCAGAUGCCUCCGAGGAUGAAGGGAUUUUCGUGCCUGCGAAGCCUGACACAACUGCGGAUAACCAAGAAGAGGAGGAAACAGAAUCCAAAAGAAAUGAUGGUGUUGAAGUUGAUGAUAAGGCUUUAGAAGACGAAGAAUCAGAAACGAAGUCGAUGACAAUUGUCUCAGAUGAUGACAGUGAUGUAGAUGCAAAGAAUAUAAUAACUUCCAGUAGGAGAAGAAAGGCCAUUCUCUCGGAUGAUGAAGAUUCUAAUCCACUCCCUUCACAUCCUGUUAAUAAAGGUUUCCUUAGCAGUGAUGAGGAGCAGGAAGAAGAGAAAGAUUUAGACAAGAAAUCCAAGAGCUCAAAAACAAAGAGGAUAGUGCAAAGGAUUGGCUCUGAUAGUGAUGACAGUGAAUCCGAGAUUUUCCCGAGGAAUGCAUCCGAUCAGCCACCAGUAGCAAUUAAGCCAUACAAAUACAACAGUGAUCUGUUUGAUGCUGAGCUGACAGAUGAAGAUGAGCCGAGAGCUAAGGUUGGGGAAAGCUUUUCUCCUACACGGCCGCAGUAUUCAGAUGAUGAGAAUGAGAGAAGUGCAGCCACUAGCAAGAAAAAGAAGAAAAAAGGUCCAUCUUUGAAAGAGAGGCAACAGGAUGUUAUGGACAUCCAUAGUGAAACCCAACGAAUGGUGCGGGAUUCCCAGAUAUCUCUGCCCUAUCACCGGCCCAAGCAGAGGACUCUGGCAGAAUUUCUGGAAAGACGUAAGAAAGUUGCACCUGUUCUGAGUCUCAAACGUGGCAGCCUGAAGAUGAGUAUGCGAGAUAUGGCAACAUUAAAGAUGCUAGAAGAAAAGAAAAAGGAAGUUGAAGACUUUUACAAAUCAGACUCGGAUCAGGAGGACCCAGAAGACAGAGACUGGACUCCAGGAAACAAUCCAGAUGGAGAUCAGGCAGACCAGGAUAAAGAAAUGGAUAAGGAAAUGGAAACUCAGCUUCCUUCCCAGGCUGAUGAUAAUGAAGACCUUCCAGACUUAUCUCAGAAUAUUGGUGCUCCAGAAGAAGGCAAGACUGAUAAUGUUGAAGAGCAACAGUCAUCAAUGCAUGUGGAUAAGGAAACUCACCCUGAUGUGGGAGGCAUAGUAGGUGAGUCCACAAAGAAGAAUGUGGAUGACUCAGGCAUUCAGAGUGGGACGUCGUCUUCUGCUGAGGACUCUCAGCCUGAUCAAGAUGUGGUGAUGGAAGACAUCACAGCUGGUGCAAAGGAAGACGUAGUCACUUCUGUUGUUAAAGAAUCAGGAGAUACUCAAGAUGAUUUUGAAAUAGAGGAAUAUCUUCCUAAAGCUACAACUGAAGAAAAAGACAGUCCUCAAAUAAUUUCAUCAGACCCAAAAAGCCCCCAAAACUCUGAUGCAAAGAGUGGAAAGAAGAUUGAAACUCCCAAAUUGAAUCUUCUUGCAGCAAAGUUGCCAGACUUGGACCUAAACAAGAUCACAAAGACAACGCCAAAGCUUAGCCUUGGAAAAGACUGCGACUUCAUUGAUCUGGAUGAAGAACCAACUGUAACACCAAAGAACCCAGGAUUGAACGAGCUGAUGAAUCGCUUUGUUCGACACUCAAAUACAAAGAGAAAACCGUCUGAUAAGCAGCAAGUGAAUUUAAGUGUUGUAUCAAAGGAGAAGGGUGAAGACGGCUCAGAAAAGCUUGUAGCAUCCAACAUUAUUGUGAAUCUUGAUGCUGAAGAUGAUGAUAUGCCAAUUGAAACGGUCCCUGGCGCACGUCACACGUCCCUUAAAACUGCCCUUCAAGCAAAAAUUAGGGAACAGCGAGAACGAGAGAGAGUGCGGAGGGUUAAGGAGCGCCAGUUCAUUGAAUCGGAGCAAGUCAUAGAAGAUUACCAAGACAAUGGAGCUUUCCUGGACGAGGAAAAGGAGUUCACUGACGAGAGCGAAACAGACUGCGAGUCGGAACCUGAAGAAAAUGACAUCAUCAUCAAGGAUAAGAAGCGCAAAAAGAACAAAUAUCUAGAUGAAGAAGCUGAAGAUGAAGAUGAAGAGAUGCAAGAGGAUGAUGAGGAUAGUGCAGAUGAAGAGGGUGAUGAUGAUGACGACGACGAUGAUGGAGGAAAUCAAGAAGCAGAGGACGGCGAUAGUAAUGAUACCGUGGAGUUGCCCAGCACUCGCAAGAGGAUAAUCAUGGAGGAUAAGGAUGAGGAUAAUGAGGAUGGAGAUCACUUGAAGUUGCAGUGGGAAGAGUCGCAAGAUGUUAAUGCUCAGGUCAAGUCCAAAUCGCUCAUUGAAGGCUUGACACGUACAAACACUGAGGAUCUCUUUGCCUCGCAGUCUAAAAAAAUGGAUUCAGUGGACAAAGAUGCAAGUAUUACAUCCAUGGAUUCAAGUUUUGAAUUCUUUGGAUCUGUCAUUCCUGGUCAUCAGCCAGGUGGUGGGCUCCGGCGCAGUGGAGAGGGCAUAGCCAAUGAAAACGAUGGUGAAACUGCCUUCCUAACUCCAUUAACAAAAACUAAAUCUGGCAGUUUCAAUAGUGUAGGGCGAGAUCGUGACUUAAGCCUUCCCAUAGAAAACUCUCAGGACCUCUUUAUAUCAUCAGCCCCACAUAGUGCUCCUGGCUCACCCUCCACAGAAGGUCCAAGUCUUCACCUUACCCCAAUGGAAGACUCCCAGUUUGGCCCUCAUGAAACGCGCAAGGAACCUAACCCUAUGGCCAAGUUGAAGUUGGACUUCACAGGCAUAGAGGGUUCUCAGGAUGGAGAUGAACUGAUCGGGCUUUGUUCAGGACAGUUUACUGGAAAGGAAACAUCAUCAAAGGUAGACCAGUUGUGUGAAGAAGAGUUUGCCCCAACACAGGACAUAAACAGCCUCAUGGGCCUGUGUUCGGGUACCUUUGAUAUGCAAGAUAAAGACAGACCCACUGCCUUUGCUUCACUCACUGAAUCUCAGGAUAAGAAGAAUGAGGAUGAGGAGGAUGAGCUUCUUGGCUUGUGCACCGGAAAGUUCAGCCAUGGAAAAUGCAAAGAAGUCUAUAGGUGAUGGAAAGGAAUCAAUAGAAGAUGAAGAAUCAAAAUUGCAAUUUGACGAUGACAGGACAUCCUCACCCAUACCUGAAAUGGUGGUAUACUCAUCAGAUGAUGAAGAACCAGAG
Molecule: messenger RNA, 3684 nt
Organism: Penaeus chinensis
Lineage: Eukaryota; Metazoa; Arthropoda; Malacostraca; Decapoda; Penaeidae
Product: claspin-like
Exons: 15
Coding region: 471-3572 (1033 amino acids)
Biological process (GO): activation of protein kinase activity; mitotic DNA replication checkpoint signaling; mitotic G2 DNA damage checkpoint signaling
Molecular function (GO): anaphase-promoting complex binding
Source: RefSeq, a predicted model, not a curated record